UGCACGUCGAGACUUAUGUGACUGAUAUGCUAUGGUGUACUCCAACUGCCAAGUGAAGAUGAAGGCCUCUAAUUACUCGGCGCUAAAUUUGUUAUUAUAGCCUCUCAACAAGCUUGUUACUCAUCCUGAGUAAACUAUAAAGCUAACUCACAUUUCUUUACUGUAGUUCCAACAACUCUCCGCCAGUCGCAUGAUUUAUACGUACCCUGUCAAAGGGGCUGUGGGCGCUGAUUGGAUUUCGACGUCGCUUCCCCAAAAUGGCAUAAAUCGAGGCUGAGCAAUGGAAUACAACAAAGAGUCAUAUUUCAGGUAAAGAGAUGGGAUCAUGGCACUUAUACUGGCCGUUUUCAGAGGCAGGUGGCUUUGUCCCAAUACUUCUUUUGUUAUUUCGAUAUUUUAUAUUCGAGGCAAAGCUGGCAAAGAAAGUGAUUCUUCAAGCAUACAUUGCUGCAUUUUAAUAUAGUUUGGAGCACAGAUACUGAAAAUCGAAUGCCUAUCUUUAGCGACGAGGACCUCGUGGAGCUCAGUCUCCUCCGCGCUAACGAGAUUGAUGAGCUUGUUGAACACGGCCUGAUCGAUGCCUCCCACCGAUUCGACGAAGACCUCCUCGAUAUCCUCGUUUUAUCAUACCCAGAACUAACGAUCUCGCUGCACACCGGGCCAACAUACCCCGCCGAGCAGCUCCAAGUCGAGAUUGAGAAUAUCUCGCUGCCUCGUCUUGCCGUGGACGAGCUGCGCAAUGCAGUACGGGAGAUAGUGGCACGGGAUGCAGAUACGAACAACUAUGAUGGAUGGCGCAGGAGAGCUCAUAGUGAUGAUUUUGGGAUUUUUGAAUUUGAAAUGUCUGCAUUUCAUGUGGCUCGGAGGGCCUUUGGGCACCUCGAGAGUUAUCGAGACUCGAUUAUGGGACCCCGAGAAGAAAGCGUGGAAGAUCGAGCAGGUGCUAAGUUCAAAAAUGAUCUAGUCUCUGGCGAAGGUAUAGACUUAUCAUCUAUCACCAUAGACAGGAAGGCUUCCGAUGUCCUGGGUAAAUUGCCAGAUGAGAUCUGCGCUCUCGUCCCCCCUUUCUUCCGAAUACUUCACGUGGAGAGCGUCCUCCGUGAUAAUCUCUACUCCAAGUUUAUCGCAUGCCAAAACGAGAUCCGCGACCAACUCACAGCACUGCCACGGCAUGAGCUCAUGGCCUGCAUCACUAAGGAUCAAAGCAGUAGGCGCGACACGGUCGAGGAGCUGGUCGAGCAUAUCGCCGCUCCCAAACUUACCUUCCACGGCACCAGUAACCGUUUCGUCCCCUCCAUCGUACAGAACGGCUUUCUCGCGCCGGGGGCCAUAAACCCCACGACCGGCGAAGCUCUUCCCGUCCGCUGUGGAAGUACUUACGGCCGGGGGAUCUACUCCUCCCCUUCAGCCGAGUUCUCUCUCUCCUACUCUGGCUCCGAGGCGCAACCCACUGCACCCGACGGCUUCUGGGGCUUGAAGCUACUCGUCUGCGCGACGCUCAUGGGCCGCUCCGCACAGAUGUUCCGUGAUGACUACUGGUGGACGCGUAGUGGGCCAUAUCCAGGCGCUCAUAGCCACGUCGGCAACUAUGAGUAUGAAUAUGUCGUAUUCAAUAGCGCCCAAAUACUGCCGUGCUACGUGAUUCACCUUGACUGGGGAGCAGAUAACAGGUAUUUCUUUGCAGACAUACCCGAGGACAAGGCAAGCUUUGUAGCGCAGGCCAAAAAGCAUCCGAAGCUCUUGGCCGAGCCGAUGGCGCCUGGGGAUAAGCAGCGAGCGAAGGAGGCGCUGGUAGCCAAGGCGUCGAAGUACUUUCCGUACGGGUACGGACCGGCGACAGGGACGUCAUUUGUGGUUGAGGAGGUAGGUGAGGUGGACGAGGACGAGGAGGAUUACGGGGAGUACCAGCGUGACAGGAUCGAUGAGACACAUGAAGAGAGCAACUUUUGGAAGUGGAAUGAUGAGCCCGCGGGGUUGGAAAUGGACGAGUACAGCCGCGCGCGGCGUGGAAAGAGAAAGGGGGGGGAUAAAGACUAGACGGUCCGUAUAAAGUCUGGGUAAGGGCCUGUAUAACAGUUACAUGGGUGAAAGGACAGACUUCAAUAUAUCACCC
Messenger RNA from Pseudogymnoascus verrucosus, 2113 nucleotides. RefSeq lists its product as uncharacterized. Gene Ontology annotation, molecular function: NAD+ poly-ADP-ribosyltransferase activity. The record is from RefSeq and is a predicted model, not a curated record. Bases 490 to 2037 code for a protein of 515 amino acids. The transcript has 2 exons. NCBI's taxonomy places the organism in Eukaryota, Fungi, Ascomycota, Leotiomycetes, Thelebolales, Thelebolaceae.